This is a messenger RNA of Marchantia polymorpha subsp. ruderalis, 2039 nucleotides long. The record is from the annotation of a GenBank genome assembly. NCBI's taxonomy places the organism in Eukaryota, Viridiplantae, Streptophyta, Marchantiopsida, Marchantiales, Marchantiaceae.
CGAAGAUCUAACUUGUAUACAACAAUUUAGUUCAUGACAAACAUGUCUAAUGAACCUCAGAAUAGAAAACUGUAUACAAAUGACUGCCACCCGACUUUUAAAGAUACAUGAACAGUAAAUCCCUGCCCACGAUUCCCGCAAAACCGAUAUAGUACGAGAGAUUGGAAAGAUUCAUAUUGGAAUAUUCUCCCAAAAUUCCUGCAAACCCCACCGGGCCACGAGAUAAACACGGUCUCCUCGUUCAUGCACAAAGUCAAAACGUUCGAGUUACCCCGAGUCCCCGAGCCUAUCAUUGCCAAGAAACACAAUCUUUGAGCUCGGCUUCUUGCGGCAUCUCAUCUCCACUGUGCAAGCAGAUAGCCGAUACGUUAGCUCGCAUGGCCUAUUUCCGCGUUCAUCCAUCUGAAAAGCAAGCCGCGACGACACCAGCAGAAGCAGUCGCGGCAUCAGCAACAUGACAUGACCUUCGUAUCCACGGAUUGCGAAGAAUUCAUCCGGUUCCUGUGCACGCCUCCUCCUCGGCCUCGGCCUCGCUGCAGCAGCUACAGAAUGCUAACAGACUCGAUCAUUCAUCCACUCGAACUCAUUCAUUCCAUACACCACUGUUCGAGAGAAUUAUUAAAUUCCGUAUUAAAGAAAGAAUGUCAUGCCUGUGACCGGAUGACGGGUGAGAGACCGAGUAAACGUCCCAGCCACCGAAUGGGCGACCCGGUCGCCCGGGACCCUCGCCUUCGUUCCACCGAGCAGCGUGUGACUAGGAACAGAUGGAUGCCGGGGACCCGGUCACUGCGAGUUCGGUUCUCCUCUCCGCACGUGAUUCAGAGGUCCCAGGAAAUUCUGAAUCUACGAUCGGGAGGUCCAUCUGAAGGUCCGGCUAGUUCUUGUAGCCAGGCGCCAGCCGGUGAAAGAAGUGUGGCAGGUGACCGCUUAGACGCGGGCGAGAGUGAGAGUGAGAAUGCGAGAGCGGGGGAAACAGUUUCAAACCCUUGUUGUCCAGCGGACCGCCUCUAGCCGGGUUUCACGUCGUAUCCAGCGAGUCAGCCAACCAGCCAGCCAGCGAGACUGCUACUGCACAGUAGCUACAGCUGCAGCGAUAUCUACUGUAGUCCGUGUCGAGCCUGCCUUGUGAUAAACUCUUCCUCCAACUUUGGCCCGGUUGCUUGCAUUACAGAAGAUCCCUGUAACCGACUGCUCGGGUCCCGGUGGCCUGGGGAAAGAAAGAAGAAAAAAAGGGAUAAAGAGAAGAAUGGAUGGAUUAUCAGGGGGAUCGGAAAGAGACAAAAUCUGGGCGCUUUUGGCCCGUUUCGGGUGAGUCAGCUUGAUAUAACCGUCGGGUCGGGACAUCAUCAACUUGUUUCAUGUGACCCGUGAAAGUACAUCCGGUACUGUACUCUUGGAGGCCGGGGUUAGUGGAACUGGGAAGGCAUAGAUCCGCCAUCGACUCUCGACUGGGGCCGAGUCCAUCCAAAACUGGGCUUUGUCGUUAUUCUGUGGAACGCUGACGAACGUCGUCCCGAGAAGACUAUUCUCCAUCCGUCGUUUCAAAGUCGACCUGCGCAUUCGUUCUCCAACUUUUCAAAUCGCUACCCGCCGCUCCUUCGCUUCCGUCGCGUUCCGGUUCCUUCCGGGACGACACGCAGUCAAAGUUGGUAUGAGGAAUGGUCGAAUGAUCGCGGGAGUUUUGUGUACCGAGUAGGCAGAUCGAAGUUUGUCGUCGCCCUCGCCCUCGCCCUCUCGGUUACCUCGUAAUCGACCCCAGCACCACAGUCUCCGCCCCAUGCACGACGUACGACUCGCCAGUUCCGUGCCUGGAGCCUACGGGACUGAAAGCGUCGCUUCCACCGCCUGCUGCUUAUCGCCAUCCAGCUGCUCCGUCGACUGCGUAGUCACGGAGUCUCUACACGCUAGAAGGCAAGCGGCGAAAUUCGCACCCGAGGAACCGUGGACAAUAGUGUACACGUGGCGAGCAGACAGUACGGACCCGCGGACCUGUGAACAUCACGGGCUCCGAUCACCGUGGGAGCCGAGGCCCGCCAGCC